Helobdella robusta is the source of this 3144-nucleotide messenger RNA. RefSeq lists its product as hypothetical. Bases 1 to 3144 code for a protein of 1047 amino acids. The transcript has 21 exons. Lineage: Eukaryota; Metazoa; Annelida; Clitellata; Rhynchobdellida; Glossiphoniidae. The record is from RefSeq and is a predicted model, not a curated record.
AUGUUCGGAGCACAUUCACUAACAUCUCUUGGUCCAUCGGAUCGAUACCAUUCCAGUGCCACCAUCAACAGCUACUCCUCAGCCUGGAGCUCCCCUGUCCUCGGACAAAUUUACAAAAAUGGAAAAUUUGGCUCUCUGCAGUCUCUGUUUUCCAGCAAAUUUUCAACAAAGAAGUCAUCAUCUCAUUCAUUGUCACUGGCAUCACCUCGUUCACGAGGUUCAACGUGCUCAUCCAACAAAGAACCUAACCCUUCCGUUGCAUUUCAAACUUUCAAGGAAUAUAUUGAAUUGGUGGAUAGGAAAUUUGAUCAGAUGACAAAAGGCAGAGAAGCUCCAAUCACAUCAAUGGCUAGAAGGAAUUUGAAGGCAGCAGAGAGGUAUAAGAAGAGAUUGGAAUAUCAACUCAGCAGGGUCGAAGAGCUGGAGGAGAAUUAUGAUUUUCAUUUCAAACUGAUGAAAGGUGUCGUCACGAUGGCACAAGCCUACGUCUGCCAGCCAUCAACCCACAACAAAAAGAACUCUCUCUAUAAUGUCCAGUGUGGAUAUAAGGAGUGUUGUCAGACGAUGUGCCUUAUUGAAUCUCAGUUGGAAAUGCUGAUGGGCAGCUUUGGGUGCACCAUCAAAGGUCUUGUAGGGUUUGCGCGACUUUUGCCCAACGACGUGUUCGAAGUUGUUGUAAGGCACGGGGAACAAAAGUUCAAGACAAGGGGUAUGAUUGGAGUUGUCGAUCAACGAUGGAAUCCAAAUACAUUCAAGUUCAAAGCACGUUUCGGUGAACAUCUCGUUUUUAAGGUCAUGGAAGUGAAGUGGUUUGGCAAGUUAGCGAGUCUCGGAAAGAAGAGUUGUGAGGUGUACGAACUUUUCUCCAGUCUUGCACAUAAAGUCGCCAUCAACUUCCACACGUCGGGGUCCAUCAAACUCGACACCGUGCUAACCUGGAUACCGGUGGACUCAGUUGAAGAGACUAUGAAUGUUGUGGAUCUGUUGAAGUCGUCAUCUUCAAACUUACAAGCAACAACAGAACAACAUCGCGUGCUCGCCAAACACCAGAAUGAGUUGUUUCCAGUAAGUCCACUGCCAACGCCAGAAAGACAUGCUAACCCCAGAAGCACCCCAACACUGUAUGAUGACCCACAAUCAUUUGAUCUUGCCAGCUUACAAGACAACGACAUCAUCACACAUCGUAGCAAAAAUUUUUUGCAACAUUGCCACUACUUGCAACGAAGUCGACCUUAUUCAAUGCAGGCCUUGGAGACGCAGGACAGCAGUGAGGCAUUGGUCAAGAGGAGAUCUGUUGCUUUCGAAGUGGUUUGCAAUCCUCUCUAUGAAGCAAGCAUGUCCCGCAAGUCUGCCUCAUCUUCAUUGCUCUAUGAUUCUAAACGCUACCAACAACGACAACGACAAUGUAUACAACAUGGACAGCAGCAAACACAACAUCAACAAACACAGCAGCUACACACACAAGCACAACCUCAAGAACAUUCAACUGAGAGCCUUCAUAACGACCACCAUGAUAUCGAACUUAACAGCAAAAAUACUAUUUCUUGUGUUGAGACAAUAUCUAAAGAUUAUGAUCAGGAUGGUGAUGUCGACGAUGAUGAUUAUGAUGCCGAUGUGAGGAGGCGAUUGUACAGAACGCACCACUGCUUGCGAAAGUUGUUGGCUGAUCUUGAUAGAAGGACUGACGUGGAUUCGUGCAACAUUAACCGAUGCAUCAAGACAUUCACAAGUCUGAUGGCUUCUAUUGACCAUCUCCUCAUUGAACGAGAGAAAUAUGAUGACCAUUCAUUGAGAAGCUCAAAUUCGCCAGGCAGUCUGACCAUUGAAAAUGCCCUUAGUGCCUUCAACUUUCUGGAUUCCAUGUCUGAAGUGGACAACAAAAGGACCACAUCUGCAAGUGAAGAGCCAGCUCUAGUUAUUAGAAAGUGGGACCGGAAAGAAAAACAAAAUAUGGAGGCUACAUGCAUGGAAAGAGUAAGGAUGUAUGACCAAUUCAUGAAUGGUGUAGACCCACAGAAGGCCAUUGUAAGCUUGGAAAAGAUGUGUCAGGAAAAAAGUGGGAAGGCCAUCAUAUGGACUACUAAAUACAGGCAACGCGACAUCGCGGUUCAACAAGACGUGUGCCAUUUGGAUUUGAAACAGAAUGAAUCAGACUCUGGUAUAAAUUCUCAGAGGGUCAGCUACGAAGACAACCCAGCAACAAACAAUCUUCCAACUUCAUCUCAACAGAGACCACUGCAACAACAACACGCUGAACAUCAACGCUUAAUGUCAACAGGACAAAACCAGUUGGAUAUUGUCCUUGACAUUCAUUUAAGGAAAUCUCUCCAAAUACUUCGGUUGGUGGAUGGCUUUGUGAGGAAGGAGUUCUGGUGCAGAGAUGUUGAGGAUUAUGUGGGCAAGUUGUCCGUUCAGUGCGACAUUCUGCUGAAGAUCCUCUACUUCAUUGAAAACUGGGAGGAAACUGAACUACCGGAUGUGCUGAAGAUAGUGCCGACGAGUGCCUUCUCGAAGCAGUUCUGGCUGAGGUGCAUCUCAGCGAAUGUUCUUCACGCCAGCUGCCACGACGUCAGACAUCAGGUCGUCUUCCUCUGCAGGCAGAUGCACGACCUCAACGAGCAGCCAAACGACAACAGCGUCAUAAACAACAACAACAACCUCAGCAUCAACAACAGCAACGACAACAUCAUUACUGUGUUCCAGUUCAUGUUUUUCUUUUCUACCUCUCAAAAUCAUGACAUUCAAAAAUUCAUUAGAACCUGUUUGCAUGAAGUGUACGUAAGAGAUAUGUUGUCUUCUGGCAAAGAUGAAAGUGACCUGAAGAUGGCGUAUGCACUGAUGAAAGACUCACCAAUCUACCCAUCUUGCUACAUCCUCAUCAUCUCCCACCUUACUUCAAAUGAUCGUCUGCUCAACAAAAUUGCUAGUCUGUUCAUUUUUUUCAACUCGCGAUUUUCUAAAGAAAUUAUCAGAAGAAAAAUUGAGCCAGCCAUUCUUCUUUUAAUAACUUUACGUGACGCUUUUGUUUAUCUCCACACGACUCACGGCAUUCUUUUCUUGUGGGAAGGAAAUGGUCCCAAGAUCCAUCAGACCUACUCAAUCCUUCGUUGUGCUUCCAAUCUCAAUGCUAAAUCUUGGCCGUAA